GCACUCUCGAGUUAGGCAUAAGGCCGCCCUUGUCUAAAUUAAACGGUCGCCAUUCAUUGCACUGACAGGAUGUGCGCACGGGCAGUGCGUCCCGACUUUGAUGGUUGCCGAGCGAUGAGCGAUCGGGAUAUGCCGCAGCGCAAACUUGCCUAUUUGUUCGUCGUUGGACUCGCUGUCUCCUUCGGCUUGCCCUCAUCCUCCUCCAUCUGUACAUCCGGCCGCUGCGCCCUUCGGUCCUGUCUUUCUUUACCUCUACGUUCUUUAAGAACAGCCACUCUUUUCUGUAGCAAUAACGCUCAAUACUAUGGACCAUUCCGCAGCAACCGACGCAGCCUCGGAGGAGGCCAUCCUCGCCGACAAGAUCAGGCUGGAUUCGUUCAGACUAGGCAGAGCCCCACCAUCCUCGAACAUGUCAAACGGUCCGAACCCGCGCCACGCGCGUUCUCAUUCUCGAAACGGUUCUGUAUCUGUGCCUCUCGCCUUCCCUACGCCAUCGGCGACGGCCAUCGACGAGUCGUCUGCACACACCCCGCGCAGUUCGAUCUCCAAGCGCAACUCGCACCACCGUCGUCGCUCCUCCGUCUCUACCCGCCGCGAAUCCGCAGAUAUGAUGGGGGUUGCUCUCCCCAGUCUCACGCCCUCCACGUCCGAAGACAAUAUAAGCCUCGGCGACAAGGACUCUAUCCGUCGCCGUGCGCUCUGGGCGCUCGAGGGGAAGACCGAUGUUGGUACCUUCUCCAAGGUAGAGAUACCCGAGUUCGAUACAGCAGAGACCGCAAAGCGAUCAUUCGAGUUUCCGACGAAACCCUCUUUCCCUCCCGGCAUUGGCAGCAAGCGCGACUCGCUCGGCAAAUUCAUGUCGUCCUCAUCGACGAAGGAGCAGUUGCACACUCUCGUGGAAGAGGAGGAGGAAGAGGAAGAAGUCGUCGCUAGCCCCGACGGAAGCGCAUCUUCUCAAGUCACAGUGGCAUCGCCCGCUCCGACUGCAGCGCCCUUCCGCCAUCGUCCAGCGAGUCUGAACCUGCGGCCGCUGUCGCUUCCGCAAAUGACGGACGACGGCCUUCCUACGCCUGGACGCACGCCGAGUCCAAACGCCGGCAUACGCUCCGGCCUCCGAUCGCUCACAUUGCCCGCCAGGCGACACUCGCUCAUCGCAACGCAGUCUCCCUCGCCAAUGUCCGGCACGUUCGCACGCCGGCCGUCGCUGAACAUGCCCGCACCCGGCCAGAGCCAGUCCUUUCCGCAGCCCGGGCGGCGGAGCAGCAUCGCCUACGUAUGCUCGGCGGGCACCCCACCGCAGUCCGUGACGGGCCUGCCGACUCCCGAGAUGACGCCCACAAGCACGGGCACGAGCGUGAGCGAGGACUUGGAGGCGUUUAUUGCGAGCCGUCCGUCGCGCCCGCUGUCGACGAGCGAGCAGCACUUUCUGUUCCAGGCACACACGACGCUCGUCCGGCGGAUCACCGACCUCGAGCGCGCGCUGUCAUCGCGGGCUAGCCGGCCAUGGUCGCGGCCGGAGUCGUGCGCGUCUGAGUCGUCCGUCGUGUCAGGCGUGAGCGAGCCGAGCGACGAGAUGCUGCAGCUGAUCGCGGACCUCAAGGCGGAGCGCGACGAGCUGAAGAAGGACGCCGAUGGUUGGCGCGUGCGUGUGGCCGACCUUGAGCGUCAGGCAGGCAGGUAUGCGCAGCUAGUGGAAGCGGAGCGACAGGCUGUGUGGGCGGUCCAGGAGCGGGCGGGGCUGCUCGAGGUUGAGAAGCGCACUUUGGAGGAGGCCCUUGAUGCGAGAGCCACCGAGCUGAAGGAAGCAAAGCAGCAGCUCAAUCAAGCUAAGGCUGACGCUAAGGGCACCAAACAGGAGUGCGAGAGGCUGAGAGGAGAGGUCGAGCGCCUUCAAGAUGUCGAGGCGGAAGUCAUCAAGUUUCGGGAUGCUUUCGAGUCGGAGAAGAAGAGGAGGGAGGAGAUCGAGAAGGACCUUGAGCACGCCGGGCUACUGGCCACGCCACGUGCGUUUGAGACGACAACGUCGCAGUUCUCUGCGUCGAUCUCGCGCAGCUUGAUGUACACGAAACGAGGUCUUGGGUUCCAGUCGAUCGACUCGGAAAGUUCAUUCACCGACGUGGAUUCUCUAGACAGCCCGCACGACAAGCAGGAGUUUGGGCUGAACGCUGUGCAGGAGGAAGACGAGGAGACGCUCUCGAACUUUUCGGAAGAGGAUGAGCUCGCGCGAUUCGAGGACGAAGAAGAGGGUGACGCGGAGGCGUUCCCAAUGUCAUUGUCUACCUCAUCCUUCGACUCAGGAGAGGACGAGACGCACACUUCGCCAAAAAUCAACGUCGUCGAAGUCUCGCCUCCAUUGAUACGCCAGGCCACGCAGGAACCAUCGCCGGUUCCGACUCCAGUCGCACAAAGCCAUGCGCGGCAUGCCUCUCUGCAGAAGGCGUGGACAUUCCCGGCCGGCUGUGCACCCUCACCCUGGGCUGGCGGUCCCGAGGAGAUCGACCGUUUCUUCGGCUGCCUGGAGGACGUGGAUAACUCACCGCCGAUGGACUCUCGCCUGCACUCGUUCGAGAGCAGUAAGAGGCUGUUCGCGCAGGCGCUGGCUGAGGCGGACGACGAGCUUCCGCCGUUUGUGCUGCCCUCGCACGUGGGUGUGGAGGUGUCGUCACCCGAGAUAGAAGAGCAGAGGCACACGCUGGACGUCGUCAUCGAGGUGGAAGAGGAAGAGGACAUGCCGAAGAGCCCGGAGGAUGAGUUUGUAGGUGAGGUUGACGAGGGUGGGAUCAAGUUCACGUUCAUGAUCCCGCCUGAGUACCAGGAGAGUCUCGUAGAGGAAUCGCAAUCUGACACUACGUCGGCGACUUUUGAGACUGAUUCAUCAAUAACUGUAGUCGCUUCGGUAGGUGAGGGCGAAGAUAAGACGCUCAUGCUCCCUCAAACUCAUCAAGAUCAGAUCGCUGCCUUGCCUUCGUCCAUCCCUCGUCCGACGCCUAUCAGGGCAUCCUCGAUACCCGUGCCAAUUGGUGCUUCCUCUCCGCACCGGUCUCCUUCCGCUUUCGCCUCCCGCAACUGCAACAUUCCCGCCACUUUCGCUUCACCUACCACGAAACGCGGAGGGAGUCCGCCUACGUCCAUUCCGCAGCCGCGGUUCAAGAGCUCCUCACCUUCCAGCUCCAAGGUGGCUUCGUUCAUUCCGCAGCCCAAACGAACCCCAUCGCUAGCGUCCUCCAGGCCAUCUACAUUCCCGCUCAUGAGUCCUCCCACCAAGAUAUCGACUCCGUCGCCUAAACCCCCUCGAACAAUCACGUCGAGUCUUCCUUCCGCCUCCCCGACAAUGAAGUGUAAUGUUUCCCUUAGCUCAGACCAUUCUUCCGGCUCGCCUCCCGCUGAGUCUUCCGCGCAGUCCCCGGUUUCUCCUUCGUCGCUCAUGUCCCUCUCCCCUACGCUUGCUGCACGAUUGUCUUUUCAGACGUUGACGAACUACAUUUCCAUGCCCUCACUCCCUUGGUCGCCUCGCUCUUACAAGUCGUCCGCCGCCGCCGCCGCACUGUGCUUGAGCCCUGAGAGAUCAAGCAUCUCGAGCUCGUCAAGUAAUGAGUCUCUGAAUCAUCACAAACAGACGACAUUCUCCGAAAGUAUCGGUGUCAGGUCCGUGAGCGCUCGGCCGAAGGAGUCCCCGUACGUACAGAGGGAGAAGCAAUUGGAAAAGUUGAGGCUCCGUAUUGAAGAUGAGCGUCGCCUGCAGCGUAGGGAUGUUCCCAACGUCAACUCUGGGAGAGCCUUGGAGGGGCUGCCGAGUACAUGAGCUCUUUGAUCGUCUCCUUCACGGACCCUUUGCUAUUGUUAUCUCUAUCGUGUCACAACAUCAUGGCCCUUUGUUAUCUACGCACCCGCAUCGCAUACACAAACCGUUUCUCAACUUCGCAUAUGGCCGCCAUUUCUUUUUUU
This is a messenger RNA of Laetiporus sulphureus 93-53, 3945 nucleotides long. RefSeq lists its product as uncharacterized. The transcript has 5 exons. The record is from RefSeq and is a predicted model, not a curated record. NCBI's taxonomy places the organism in Eukaryota, Fungi, Basidiomycota, Agaricomycetes, Polyporales, Laetiporaceae. Bases 305 to 3802 code for a protein of 1165 amino acids.